GCAAAUAAAGCAGAAGUAAAGUAGUAGAUUCAUGCUAAAGGAGCAAAUAAAAGCAAGAGGCCAUUUGAGAGAAACUUCAAUUCCUGGAAAACGAGACGUUCGUGGAUAGACGGAAAGAGAGAGAGAGAGAGGUGUCUCCAAAAAUGGCCGCUGCUGACUGGACCCAUCUUCCUGGAGAUCUUCUUCAAUUCAUCUCCAACAAACUACCCAUUUAUAGCGAUUACGUCCGAUUCCGAGCCGUGUGUCACAAGUGGCGAUCCUCACUUCCAAAGGCCCCGCGCCACCUCCCCCCUCAACCCCCCUGGCUCUUGCUUCCCCUCUCUGCUAGUUCCCAAUCCCAAUCCCACCGGGCCUUCUACGACCUCUCCACAGGCAAAAUACACCAUCUCGAGCUCCCAGAAGCUUCCCGCCCCGAUCUUCGCGUCGGCUCUUCCAACGGCUGGCUCGUCACCCUCGACAACUCCCCAGCCAUUCUUCUCCUCAACCCUCUCACCAAAGCCCAGAUCAACCUCCCUCCGCUCUCCUCCUUCCCCAACGUCGUGAGCUUCGACAACUUGGAAGUCGAUAACGAGUACGCGAUCCGAGACGUGUCCGGGGAGAUCUACCGACUAAGUUUGAGGAAAAUGCGUGACUCGUUUAUCAAGAAACUCGUUCUCCCAUCAGGACCAGUCAACAACGACAAUUUCGUUGCAAUGGCGAUUCUCUCCAAGACCGGUGAUUUGGCCUACUGUAAGAAGGGCGAUCAAUCUUGGACAUUAAUUAGCGACGUGGGACUUUCCUGCUACGACCUUACCUAUUACAAGGAGCAAUUCUACGCUUUGGAUGGAGAAGGAGCAAUCGCGGUGUGCGAUGUAAAUGGCCCGUCGCCUAGCGUUUCGGACCUUUCGGUUGUCAUACCGCCGACGCAACAUCUCUUUGCCGUCUUGUGUUUGGUAAAUUUAGGGGACGACGAGUUGUUAAUUGUAGCACGCUAUCUGGGUGCUGAACUUGAAUAUUAUGAACUUGAUGGGCCUGAGAUGUAUUUCAGGACGGAUGGGUUCGGGGUUUUCAGAAUGAAUUGGAGCGGGCCGCAGUGGGAGGAGGUUGAGAGCUUGGGUGACUGGAUGUUGUUUGUAGGGAAAAAUUCCGCAGUAUCGUUGUCCGCUUAUGAUGUUCGACGAUGUUUACGGAAUCCUGAAUAUUUGAAUCCGGCUUCUUUUCCUUUUUAUGGUGAAUUCUUGGAGGAUUGUAUCUAUUACUCGGAUGAUUAUCGUGAACCCAACUAUGAUGGUGCUUAUGGUUCGGAUACAGGAAUCUACAGGUUAUGGGAUAAAAAGACUCUCUCUUUACCCCGUCCCUGUUUUGCGGGAACUCCGUAUUCACUUUGGGUUACACCGAACCCAGCCUAACGUUGGAUCUUGUCGCGUGGGCCAAGUAAUUUUUCUUUUUUUUUAAAAAAAAAAUAAGUAUGUUAUGUUUGUUUCUACAAGACGUGUGAUUUCCAUGAAUGUAAUUAUGUGAAUGGACAGUCUUAUUGAGGGGUCAUGAACUCGAUCAUAAGGAUAACAGUCCUAU
Corylus avellana is the source of this 1554-nucleotide messenger RNA. RefSeq names its product F-box protein SKIP23-like. The record is from RefSeq and is a predicted model, not a curated record. Lineage: Eukaryota; Viridiplantae; Streptophyta; Magnoliopsida; Fagales; Betulaceae. Gene Ontology annotation, molecular function: protein binding.